Hyaloperonospora brassicae is the source of this 771-nucleotide messenger RNA. NCBI's taxonomy places the organism in Eukaryota, Oomycota, Peronosporomycetes, Peronosporales, Peronosporaceae. The record is from the annotation of a GenBank genome assembly.
AUGAAUGAACUCGAGACGCACCACUCGAAGGCAGGCUACAUGAACAAUCGUUUACUCAACAAAGGUGCUGACGGCACGUAUGUGCUAAGUUUGGACAACGACAUGAAGCCGCGUCCGAAGUUUUUGCUUGCGGUGCUGUCGUUGGUCUUCUUGGAAGGCGAGGCCAUCGACGGUGGAGGACGCCAGUACAGAAACGAUAUUUUGCGGACCCAAGUGGCUUUCGUGCAGACUAUUCAGUACUUUGAUAGCAUGCCCCAGUCUGGUCGUGAUGGUUUCGACCCGGCAGCUUUUGUUGGUCAAAUGCUGUGUUCUAUCACCGAGCCUUUGACUCGAUCGGUGGCAGUCAUCACGGUGCUGUUUUCUGAGACAAUGGCUACUGCUAUCGACUGGAAGAAGCGUGACGGGAAGCGGUGGUGUGGGUUAUCUGGGGUCGAGCCCGUCAUUGCGGUGGAGGUGGAAGUAAUUAGCGAGUUCCAAGGUACGGCCAUUGCCGAGGUGAACCGUCGUCGCGGUCUCAUUAACAGCAGCGAUGCAGAUGACAUGCACACGGUCAUUAAGUGCGACGUACCCCUGCAAAACAUGUUUGGUUUCUCGACGGAUUUGCGGUCAUCCACUCAGGGCAAGGGCAAGUUCACGAUGGAGUACAAGACACAUGGCAUUGUCAUGCGUGACAUGCAGGAGAAGCUGAUGAGUGAGCACAAAAGGCGCAAGCGGCCAAGAAGAAGCAGAUGUCCGGGUGCUUGGAUUUUGCUCGCUACGACAUGUGCAUAG